CCAAUUCUAAAGUGUCAGCAAACAAUAGCUUGCUAUUAAUGGCCCAACCAUGUGCCGACCUUGUCCUGCAUGCAUUGAUACCACUCUAUUAUCAUGGUUUCUUUUUGCUUCCAGUUGUCGUAAGCUGUUUGCUACAGAUCAGUUCCAUGGAGACCAGGUAGCAUAAAUACUGCCAUACAAUUCCAUCUAUUCCUGCUUCAUCAAGUCACUAUCUUCCCGGUCAUCUCCAGGGAAUCCCCCAGUUUCACAACCAAGAAGCCAGACUUCUUCCUAUCUGAACUGCGGUUUCGGGAAUUGAGAGAGAUAAAAUGUCCGCGAGUGCCUCCGACAGUUUUAAGGGCUCCGAUGGAGCUCCUGAUCCGAAGUGUGAAGUUUGCCAUGGAAUUGGCCACUAUGAGGAUUAUGACUCGGAAAUUAUACGCACAGAAUGCGAAUUUUGCGAAGGAACAGGGCUUUUCUCCGAAUACUUGGAUUGUGGGCGCUGUCGUGGAAGGGGAUUUCGCGAGCGCGAAUCGGAGUUCCUGGUUGAAAAGGAAUGCAACUGUCGCAAACCUUCACACUAACUAGUGAGGCUCAUUGUCAAAUAGAAAAGUGUUUUCUCGGGCUUCGGGCGAGCUAGCAGAGAUCAGGAAGCAAGGCAACAAGCGCCAUAAAGGAAGAUCGAGUCAUGGCUUGCAUAUUGUAGUGAGGCAUAUUCAGGAACGGCAUGAAAGUUCCUGCAAAUAUACAUAUUCCCUCAUGUAGCAGGCCCUUUGUUUGCCCCAGGGGCCUAAUAGCGUCUAUCUAUAGCAACAUGCUGAUUGGGCUGUGUAUGCAUGACAAAUGUUUCAUACGAAUACCGGCAGUCCUGUCACCAAUAGCGCCUUUGCUGCAUGAUUCGGGUCAUUCUUCUCGGAUGUGGUUAUUACCAGGAGCUGAAGACUCUCGUUUUCCAAAUGUCGAUAUCAUUAUGAGGGAGCUAUGUCUAUAU
Molecule: messenger RNA, 970 nt
Organism: Aspergillus glaucus CBS 516.65
Lineage: Eukaryota; Fungi; Ascomycota; Eurotiomycetes; Eurotiales; Aspergillaceae
Exons: 3
Coding region: 309-563 (84 amino acids)
Source: RefSeq, a predicted model, not a curated record